AAAGACUUUUAAUACAUACUACUAUUUGUUUAAUUGAACACCAAACCCCCACGGCCGAAACAGGCCCGGUGGUAUUGUUCGAUUGAUGGAUCAAACACUUUGUGGGGAGUGCUGGAGCCUAUCGCAGCUGUCAACGGGGAGGAGGCAGGGUACACCCUGAAGUGGUUGCCAGCCAAUUGCAGGACACAUCGAGAUAAAUAGCCGCACUCACAAUCACACCUCGGGGCAAUUUAGAGUGUCCAAUUAAUGUUGCAUGUUUUUGGGAUGUGGAAGGAAACCGAAGUGCAGGAGAAAACCCAAGCAGGGACAAGGAGAACAUGCAAACUCCACACAGGCGGGGCCAGGAUUGAACCCGAGUCCUCAGAACUAUGGGGCCAAUGCUUUACCAGCUGAGUCACCGUGCCACCCAGUUAAAACAUGCAUUCAAAAAGUUUGAGAAGGUCAUACUAAGUUCAUCCGGAAAUGCUAUGCACUGCCUGAAAUUUCACCUGAAGGCCAAAUAUAGUUGUACAUCUUCAUAUUGUGUUGUUCUCCACAAGAAUGGCACCAUAAACAAUCAAAUAAAUUAGGGGAGUCAGUAUGAUGAAGUGUGUAAACUGCCACAGCUUCCCACGGAAAGGUCCUGGAAAGGUACCAGAAAUCUAGUGAAAAUUUUCCGUCCCUUAACAAAUCCCAUUGGGGUUCGAUGUCAAAGUGUAAUAUAUUUGCAUAGUCUGCUCCUCUGACUUCCCCUCGCAUGGCUGCAUGUGCUCAGGUCGUUUCAUGUGACAUCUUUGAAAGCAACAAACUGAAGAAUGACUUCCAGCAAAAGGCCGAUCCACUUGUAGCGCUGACUGAUUGUGUCGUCUUCUCGCCGCUCGCAGUCAGACCCGUCAAAUGGAGAAUCUCGAGAAGAUCCGCGCGAGGAAGAGGCUGCUCGCGCGAGGCAGCUCAGCGUCAUCAGCAGAAGUCAGCAGGCCAACGAGGAGCUGAGGAGGGCGCAGAUAGACGGAGCCAUCACUUGGCUGAGGUCGGAACUGUUGGAGAUGCGCUCACAGGACCUUCAGCUGGCUCAAACGCUCCUGGGACUCAACACGGAGAUCCAAAGACUGAGGAUGGAGAGUUAUGGAGGUGCCGAGGACGCAGGAGACCAUCAGUAGUCUGUAGUAGUAUGCUGGACGGCCAAUAAAAGUGCAUAAAUAUGAAGCUUUGUGAUAUUGAAAUACAGUACUGUGCUUUUAAAUGAUGAUCGGAUGUACAUAUGUCUUAUUAAUCGCCCAUUAUAUUAGAAUAAAAUAAAAAUGACUCCAAUCGCAUCGCAAGUAAGCCAGGCAAGAAAAAAAAAGAUGUUUUGCACCUUUUCCAAAAUGUGCAAGAUGUCGUUCCCAUAAGGUAAGACUUAAAGAAAAAUCACUGCUGCUGUUUCCAUUCCAUCUUUAU
Molecule: messenger RNA, 1419 nt
Organism: Syngnathoides biaculeatus (alligator pipefish)
Lineage: Eukaryota; Metazoa; Chordata; Actinopteri; Syngnathiformes; Syngnathidae
Exons: 3
Coding region: 737-1168 (143 amino acids)
Source: RefSeq, a predicted model, not a curated record